Molecule: messenger RNA, 2699 nt
Organism: Notechis scutatus (mainland tiger snake)
Lineage: Eukaryota; Metazoa; Chordata; Lepidosauria; Squamata; Elapidae
Source: RefSeq, a predicted model, not a curated record
CAUUAAAAAAAGCUACUGAAUCAAGGCUCUUUCCUAUUAUCUCUCAGUGGGCAGGUCAUGUAUAAGAAAAUGCCAUGUCAAGAUAUUCCAGGGUGGAGGAAUGACAAUUCAACCCAUACAGGGAAUAUAUAGAGAACAAAGUGCUUAUGUUUGUGCUUAACCAUAUAAGAUACCAGGCGUUGAUUUACUUUGCCGCUGUGUUUCAAUCAAUUUCUUGUGGCAUCCAUUACCUGUCUUCUGUCUUCUUGGCUGUAACACCAAAGUUUGUAUGUAAUGUUGCUGGAAAUGUGAGUCGUGUCCUCAUUUACAAUUCAUCUCAUUCAAACAUAGAGGAUGCUUGGAGUCUCUGGACAUCAACACAAAGCUACAUCUUGGUCCAGCUGGAAAAUGGAGACAUUUGGGAGCUUAAUCAAUGCAGCAGGUCUAAACGAGAAAAUGCCUCAAGAUUUACUUAUGAAUAUAGUGGCAGCAAAACUGAUUUUCACUGUACUGAUGGAUACAUCUACGAUCACACCAAUUGGCAGAGCACCAUUGUAACGGAGUGGGAUUUGGUCUGUCAGCAAGAAUGGCUUGCAAAAUUAACCCAGCCAAUGUUUAUGCUGGGAGUCCUUAUCGGAGCUGUAAUCUUUGGAGAUCUUGCCGACAGGCUGGGGAGACGGUACAUCCUGUGGAUCACAAGCACCGGACAGUUUAUAUUUGGCAUUGCUGUGGCGUUCACAUUUAACUACAACAGUUUUGUGAUUGUCCGUUUCCUUCUUGCAAUGGUUUCAAGUGGCUACUUGGUGGUAGUGUUUGUUUAUGUGACUGAAUACACGGGCAUCAAAGCCCGCACCUGGGCAUCCAUGCACAUCCAUUCUUUCUUUGCUGUGGGAAUCAUGGUGGUGGCUCUUGUGGGCUAUUUGGCACGGACCUGGUGGGUCUAUCAGAUCUGCCUUUCUGUUGCAACUCUCCCAUUUGUCUUGUGCUGCUGGAUGCUCCCAGAGACACUUCUCUGGCUGCUCACAGAGGGAAGAUAUGAAGAAGCACAAAAAAUAAUUAAUGUAAUGGCAAGAUGGAACAAAGUAAGCACUCCUUGUAAAAUUGCCGAACUGUGCCCGAUGCAAGAUGAUCUUGUCAAUAGCAGGAUGGGGGAUCAUGACAGUUCUCCCAUGAAGAAACACAACAUCUUAGAUCUGUUCCAUAACUGGCACAUUGCAAGAAGGACAAUUACAGUCUGGCUGAUUUGGUUCACUGGGAGUUUAGGAUAUUAUGUAUUCUCCCUCAGUUCUGUGAACUUUGGAGGCAGUGAAUUUUUAAAUCUGUUUCUCAUAGGUGCUGUGGAGCUUCCAGCAUAUGCCAUUGCCUGCCUGGGAAUGGAAAAAAUAGGGCGAAGGAACACCCUGAUCCCAUUCCUCAUCACAAGUGCAGUGAUCUGUGGGAUAGUGAUGCUCAUACCUCAGGAUUUCAAUACUCUGAGUAUAUCAGCAAAUAUGGCUGGAAAAUUUGCAAUAGGAAUUGCAUUUGGCCUUAUCUACUUGUAUACGGCAGAACUCUAUCCAACAGUUGUACGGUCUCUUGCUGUUGGAAGUGGGAGCAUGAUGUGCCGAGCUGGUAGCGUGGUUGCACCUUUUUGUGUCUAUCUGUCAAGUGUUUGGAUCUUCUUCCCACAGCUGAUCGUUGGAAUCAUGGCCUUCUUGAGCGGUGUGUUAACACUGAUGCUGCCAGAAACACUUGGAAAACCAUUGACAAACACGUGGGCAGAAGCUGCAGAACUAGAUGACCAGGUCACCAAUAAAAGCCAUUCAGAAAAAACUAUUCCAGCACAAAAUGAUUCAACGCUGGAGAAAAUGGAAAUGCUAAACCAAGGAGCACGGGGCACUGAUUGAUAAAACCAUCCCUUUGGUUUUAGCCAGCUUGUGUAGUUUUAUCUGCAACAUCUUAACAUGGUAUCAUGUAUGGAACAUUUUCUUGCUUUCUCAAGAAGGGAGACAUAUAAUCUAAUUCCUUGUUCGGGAUGCUUUUCUGAAUCAUCUAGCUAGUAACUGGAGUAAUGUGAAUUUUAAUUUUUGAGACACACACAGAGAAAAGGUUCUCUUUCAGAGUUCCUGUUACUUUUCCUGCCUGCUUAUUUUGAAAACCUGUCUCAGAAUUCCUUGUAUCAGCAACAACCAGCACCAGAAGACACAAAGUAGAAACUCAUGAUUUCAGGAAGAAGUAUGGCAGUGCAGGAACACUCACAUUGUGUUGCAGUGGUUUCUCUGUACAUGGAAGAUGCAGUUGUAUUUUCUACGAUUUUGUCUCCUUACUUAGCAAUGUCAUCAGUUAAGGAAAAGAAACAGGCAUUCUAUAACUUUCAUGCACCCUGUCCUAGGUAUCAGCAUUGUGCAGAUGGAAGAAAAUACUGUUUCUUGAUGUAGUUUUAGUACAGUCGGAAGAACACAACUGAAAUCAGAUUGUAUUAAAAAUAACACUCUUCAAAAUGUCUAAUAACUUGCACAGUCUAGAAAAUGUUUAUAUAUGUCAAUUCUUAUUACAAAAUUGAACACCUCAGCAAAUUUGGGGAGGAAGGAGCCUAGGAACAUUUUGAAGAAAAUAUGCAGAGAUUGUCAAGAAAACCAAGAACAAAUGGAAAUAUAAUAAAUAAGAGAAGUGGAAAACAACAUAUGUAGAAGGGGAAAAACCAAGAAAGUCCAGUUGCCUUUUUAACAGCACCUUUGGAA